Molecule: messenger RNA, 717 nt
Organism: Colletotrichum karsti
Lineage: Eukaryota; Fungi; Ascomycota; Sordariomycetes; Glomerellales; Glomerellaceae
Exons: 1
Coding region: 1-717 (238 amino acids)
Source: RefSeq, a predicted model, not a curated record
AUGUCUGACUAUCGCACUUACCACGCUUCCCCGGCUAACUGGUUCCCCGUCUCCUAUCCCGAGGAGAUGGAGUGGCAGCCAGAGCCUGAAAUCCAGCUUCAGCCGCCCGCUGUUGCUGUUCCUUCUAACCCUUCUCCUCUCUCCUCUCUCCUCUCUCUCCCCCCCUCUCUCCCUUCCGCUCUCUCUCUCUCUCCUCCUCUCUCAUCCUUCUCUAUCUCUCAUCCUCCUUCUACUAACCCUUUCACCACGGAGCGACUUGCUCGUGAAAGCGGUGAUCCAAUGGAGCUCGAUGAGGAGCUCCCAGUUCAGCCCCCUGCUACCAACAAGCGUGGUAGAGGGGAUGGACCUCGCGACUCGCGUAAGCGUGCUCGUGUUACUAACUCUCCUCCCCCUUCUUCUUUCCGCAAACCCCAUCCUUCUUCUAACCGCAAUUCCCCUUCUUCUUCUUUCCGCAACUCCUCUACUUCUUCUAACCGCAAUCAUCCUCCUUCUUCUUUCCGCAACUCCUCUACUUCUUCUAACCGCAAUCCUCCUCCUUCUUCUUUCCGCAACCCCUCUACUUCUUCUUACCGCAAUAACAACCGCAACCAGCGUUCUUCUAACAAGAGGAACAAGAGGCGCGAUCGUCUCGACGCCGAUGGCGACGUCGAGAUGGCCUCAGCUCCUCCUCCUCACAAGAACCGCAAGGGGAACCAGAAUCCCUUUGCGCGUUCUUAA